Molecule: messenger RNA, 493 nt
Organism: Cuscuta campestris
Lineage: Eukaryota; Viridiplantae; Streptophyta; Magnoliopsida; Solanales; Convolvulaceae
Source: the annotation of a GenBank genome assembly
CCAAUCUGGACCGUCCAUUUCUAUCAGUUGCCGCAUCUUUGGCCCUUUAAAUACCCUCCGAUCUCUACAAUAUCAGAAUUUUCGCAUUUGAUCAACUUAAGCAAUCCGCGAUUUUGCUGAGAUUCGGUUUCGAGAUGGCUCGUACAAAACAGACUGCUCGUAAGUCGACAGGAGGAAAGGCUCCUAGGAAGCAACUUGCAACCAAGGCUGCCAGGAAGUCUGCACCAACUACUGGUGGGGUGAAGAAACCCCACAGAUACCGUCCUGGUACUGUUGCUCUUCGGGAAAUCCGCAAGUACCAGAAGAGUACUGAACUCCUGAUCCGGAAGCUCCCCUUCCAAAGGCUUGUCAGGGAGAUUGCUCAAGAUUUCAAGGUUAUAAAAAUCCUCAAUAAGUGCUCUUUUAGUAAAUGGAAAUUUGUUUAGGAUGCUUUCAGUUUGAUUAUCUCUGUAGUUUAAACCAAACCUUGUAUCAUGAAAUCCGACCCCCCCCC